Hypomesus transpacificus is the source of this 3098-nucleotide messenger RNA. RefSeq names its product deltaB (gene dlb). Gene Ontology annotation, molecular function: calcium ion binding. Gene Ontology annotation, cellular component: protein-containing complex; plasma membrane. The record is from RefSeq and is a predicted model, not a curated record. Bases 210 to 2132 code for a protein of 640 amino acids. The transcript has 7 exons. Gene Ontology annotation, biological process: cell communication; establishment or maintenance of epithelial cell apical/basal polarity; Notch signaling pathway. Lineage: Eukaryota; Metazoa; Chordata; Actinopteri; Osmeriformes; Osmeridae.
GGACAAGAGGAUCCGCAACCGGACGGAAUCUAGGACUUUUAGAACUAGAACUAGUUAGUCAUCUUUUUGGUAUGAAUGGUGUAGCAGGAAGUUUAUAAUAAGUUUUAUGCUGUGGAUUUUCGGAAGACGCGCACAUUUUAUUUAUUGGAUACAACGAAUGCAUACACCUGCGGAUUAUUGUGAAGCUGAAGACCAAACACCUGGGAAAAAUGGCCUGUGUACCCCUUAGAUGCCUCUUGGCUUUGACCCUCAUGCAAGUGGUUUUGUCGUCUGGGGUGUUUGAGUUGAAAGUCCACUCAUUUAACACUGCCCAUCGCAUAUGCAGACGUCAUCGAGAUUGCCAUAUAUUUUUCCGAAUUUGCCUCAAACAUUCCGAGGACCAUAUCUCUGCUGAGCCACCGUGCACUUUUGGAACGGGACACACCAACGUCAUACGCGCCGAUCAAACUUCAAUCUCAAGCAGCGCACCAAUCCGGGUGCCAUUCCAUUUCAAGUGGCCGGGUACUUUUUCCCUUAUAAUUGAAGCUUGGAACGCAGAAUCUCCUACGGAAUAUACCGACAACCAGAACAAUCUCGUCAGCCGUUUGGCGACAAGAAGGAGACUGGCCAUCGGUGAAGACUGGUCUCAAGAUGUUCACUUUGGAGAGCAGAGCGAGCUCCGUUACUCCUACCAUGUCUUCUGUGAUGAAUACUACUUUGGUGACAGCUGUUCUGACUACUGCAGACCCCGUGACGACACACUGGGCCACUACACCUGCGACGAAGAGGGCAACCGCAACUGUCUGGACGGCUGGAAGGGAAAUUACUGCUCUGAACCCAUCUGCUCGGCGGACUGCAGCGAGAAGCACGGCUACUGCGAGGCCCCCGGGGACUGCAAGUGUCGCAUGGGCUGGCAGGGCCCCUCCUGCACCAACUGCGUGCGCUACCCGGGGUGCCUCCACGGCACCUGCAGCCAGCCAUGGCAGUGCAACUGCCAGGAGGGCUGGGGAGGCCUUUUCUGCGACCAGGACCUCAACUACUGCACCAACCACCGUCCCUGCGCCAACGGUGCCACCUGCACCAACACGGGCCAGGGCAGCUACACCUGCACGUGCAAGCCCGGCUACGGGGGCACUAACUGCGAGCUGGAGACGAAUGAGUGCGACAGCAACCCUUGCAAGAAUGGAGGCAGCUGCAACGACCUGGAGAAUGACUACUCCUGCACCUGCCCUCAGGGCUUCUACGGGAAAAACUGCGAGAUCAUCGCCAUGACAUGUGCCGACGGGCCCUGCUUCAACGGGGGCACCUGUGUGGAGACUCCGACGGGAGGCUACACCUGCCGCUGCCCCCCCAGCUACACCGGCUCCAACUGUGAGAAGAAGCUGGAUCGCUGCAGCAACAGCCCCUGUCUGAACAGUGGCGAUUGUCUCGACCUGGGCCAGAGCGUCCUAUGCCGCUGUCGCGCCGGCUACACCGGCGCCAACUGCCAGGUUAACAUCGACGACUGUGCCUCGGUGCCCUGCCAGAACGCCGGCACCUGCCAAGACAGCGUAGACGGCUACACCUGCUCCUGCACGCUGGGCUACACGGGCCACAACUGCACGGUGCGCUCCGACGCCUGCGGGCUCCACCCCUGUCAGAACGGGGGCACCUGCUUCACCCACUUCACCGGGCCCGUGUGCCAGUGCCCCGCCGGGUUCAUGGGGCCCAGCUGCGAGUUCACCCUCCAGCCCAGCUUCAAGCCCGCCCUGCGCCAAACCCAGCAGCCCUCCUCGGCCGCCCUCACCACUUCCUGCGUCCUGGGGCUCGUGGCGCUGGCGCUGGCGGCGGGCAUCGUGGCGCUGAGGCGGAGGCGCCAGCGAGGCAGGAAGCCGCUGAGCGACACGGCGGUCUACAACGACCUGGAGGCCAUCAGCAGCCUGGCGAGCCAGUUCCCAAGCGAGAGGGAGGCCUUCCUGGGCUCCGGCGGCCUCUAUAAGAUCAGUAACAGUGACCCACGCCUCAGCCUCACGCUCCCCGCCGAGGACAGGGCCGGCUACAGGCAGUCCCCCAUGGAGGGAAGCCAAGGUCGAGGGGAGCGCCACUCCCUUUCUCCAGGACAAGACUACCUGUGGAGGGGGGACGCUGGCCCGGGGGCUGGGGUGCUGAGAUGAGACCCAGGCCUGGGCCCAGGAGAUGGACAGCCAGAUGCCUGGGUAGGGGUGGGGGGAGGCAAGAGAUAUGCUAGCACUUCUUUUCUCUCUCUUUCUGAACCCCAAAUUGAGUGAUGAAAGAGAGGAAACUGAAAUGAGUCGAUAACCGCUCAGUUCGUUUUAUAGGUUGCGGAUAUGCCGCAAAAACAAAAGGAAACAAGGUGUUGGAAAUUAAUUGUUUAUUGUGCUAAAGAUUUUUGUUGACAAACUAUGUAAGUUACCACUCUUGAAGAAUGGGAAAAUAUCGUUAGAUAGAAGUCUUCAAAGUUUCAAAAACCCAAAGACAAUAGCUUAUACAACAUGACUGUUCAUAAGUCAUUGACCACUCAUACUGAAGUACUGUUCAAAAACCAAAUACAGGAAGUCCUGGUAUUUAUGUAGCCUAUCUUUGGAAGGCGGGCCCAUGAUAAAGUGUAUUUGUAUCAGCCCUCAAGGGGAUGAAUCUUUUAUGUAUUUACCUUAUCUACUCAAUGUUUGUUCACAUUUUUUCAUUUCAAGAUACCAUUGAUUUCAAAAGACUAAAGAGUUUUCUGCAAAAAAAUCUUUAAUUUCUUCAAACAUUAAUUUCCUUUUUUGUACGUACGAUCAUUUUUUAUUAAUUAUAUUAUUUAUUUAUUUGAAAUGUUUUACCUUUAUUGUCACAAAUUCAGAUAUAUAUUUAUAUGAUGCUAAGUGGGUACCUGUAGACAGCGUGAUGGUCUAGAUCUUUGCAUUGUUUAUGAAUUCAGUGUACAACAAAAAUGUUCAGGGGAAGAAAAGAAACAAACUAUUUCAUGAAAUCAACGAAUGUACCUGGGAUCUCUAAUAUUGCUGUUUCUGACAAAUAGUCAUUUUUAUGUUCAAUGCCAAAGUUUUUGUUUUGUCAGGCAUGUGCUACCAUAUUUAAUUUGACCAUUUUGUAUGUGUGCUGUGGAAUAAAUAAUACAA